Messenger RNA from Diabrotica balteata, 747 nucleotides. The record is from the annotation of a GenBank genome assembly. Lineage: Eukaryota; Metazoa; Arthropoda; Insecta; Coleoptera; Chrysomelidae.
AUGAACGGGAAAUUCUUCGGUUGUUUUCUAUUGCAAUUUUUCGUGGCAGGAGUGAUUUCCCACAGGUUUACUAUACCUUCUUAUAUAAAACCAUGUUCGGUGAGUGAUCCAGAUUUUGAGAAAUGUUGUCUAGAACAUGGAAAAGAAGCUCUGCCACAUAUUCUAAAAGGUGACCGGAAAUUUGGUAUACCUAAUAUGGUUCCACUGCUAAUUCCACAAAUCAACGUUAAUGCCGGAGAGGGACUCAGAAUAUUUUUGAAAGAUGUACAAACCUACGGACUGAAUACAACGGAAUUAAUCAAAGUCAAAAUCGAUACCAAAGCCAAAAAACUUUCAAUCAAAAUUAAAAUCCCAGAAUUAAAGCUUCUAGGAAAAUAUGACAUUGACGGAAAAGUUAUGGUGCUGAAAAUUCAAGGAAAUGGAGACUUUAACAUUGUAGCAUAUGAUGGUGAAUAUGAAUACAAUGCAGACUAUAUUCUGCAUAAUGUUGGCGGAGAAGACUACUUUGAUUUGGCAGAUAAAGACACUUUGGACUUCGUUGUAAGAGACUUAAAAGUUCACCUGGAUAAUCUCUUUAACGGGGACAAAGAAUUGGGUGACCAGAUGAACAAAUUUCUUAACGAAAAUUGGGAAACUGUGCUAAAAGAAUUCGGACCUGCCAUUAGCGAAACUGUCCGUUCUAUUGGUCGUUCCAUAGCUUCAGCGAUAUUUGGGAGAAUUGCGUACCACCAGUUGAUAUUACCUUAA